AUGCCUCGAGAUCCGCUCAUCGGCCUGGUCGGCAAGCCGUCGGCCGGUAAGAGCACAACGCUCAACAGUCUCACAGACGCCUCGUCAAAAGUUGGUCCGAAACUUCCCGUACGCUCCAACUCUCACCCUUACCCUGGCCGCCUCCUUCAUAUACUUGAGAUUCUGUUUUAUUCAUUCACAACUAUCGAUCCCCAAAGGGCAAUCGGCUACCUCCAAAUAGAAUGCGCCUGCGCGCGCCACGGCGUCUCGGACCGCUGCCGACCCAACUACGGCGCCUGCAUCGACGGCCGCCGUUCGGUACCCAUCGAGCUCCUCGACGUCGCCGGCCUCGUGCCGGGAGCGCACCAGGGUAAAGGCCUAGGCAACAAGUUCCUCGACGACCUGCGGCACGCCGACGCGCUGAUACACGUGGUGGACGCCUCGGGCACCGUCGACGCCGAGGGGAAAGAAACUCGCGGCUACGACCCGUCGGUCGACAUCGCCUGGCUGCGCGGCGAGAUCGUGGCCUGGAUCCGGGGCAACCUGAUGGAGAAGUGGGGGUCGAUCCGGCGGCGGCACAUGGCCAUCAAGGCCACGGCCGUCGAGACGCUGCAGGGUCAGUUUUCGGGAUACGGGAGCACCUCCAACGUUGUCGCGCGGGCGCUGGACCGGCUGGGCAUCAAGGAGCCGCUCGAGGACUGGGACGCCGAGACGAUUGACCGCGUCGUCAACGCCUUCACCGACGAAAAGUUCCCGACCGUCAUCGCGCUCAACAAGAUUGACCACCCGGACGCCGACAAGAACAUUGCAAAGAUUGCAAAGAUGCAGGAUCCCGACACGAUCGUGCUGUGCUCCGCCAUUUCGGAAAUUUUCCUGCGCAAGAUGGCUAAGCAAGGGUACAUCAAGUACACGGAAGGCAGCGAGUUCGUCGACACGCGGGAGGACCUGAUCGAGCAAGGGGACCCCACGGGCGGGAACCUGAAAGAGCUGGACGAGAAGAACCGCAACCGGAUAGAGAACCUCAAGGACAUGGUGCUCUACCGCUUCGGGUCGACGGGCGUGGUGCAGGUGCUUUCCAAGGCGGCCGAGAUCCUGGGCCUCGUCCCGGUGUUCCCGGUGCGCAACACCACCUCCUUCACCUCCGGCGCUGCCGAGUCCAAGUUUGUCUUCCGCGACUGCGUGCUGGUCAAGAAGGGCACCACGGUCGGCGAGGCGGCGCGCAAGGUCAUGGGCGACGCGCCCAUUGCGUACAUCGAGGGCGCCGGCGGCCAGAGGGUCGCGGAAGACCACCUCGUCACGGUUGGGAAGAACGAUAUCCUGUCGUUCAAGCUGCAUAAAACUGGAAAAUACCCAGUGACAUCUAGAUUCCCCGUGACUGCCCCUCUCCUCGGAAAAGAUAGAAGGGGUUUCAUCGCAAAUCAUUCUCAAAAAGCUCCAUGGCCUCACCGCGAAGGCGGGGGCCCUGUCCUGUCCUAUCCUGUCCCACCGGGCGCUUGCUGCCAGCGGCCGGCCAGCCAGCCACAAUGGAGCCCUGGGCCCCCGGACGCUUCUGGCUUCGCGCCGAUUGCCAGAAGGCCCAGAGGUACCCGCAGUGCCGAGCUCUUCUGCGUCCGAGCUGCGUACGCGUCCCUCGGCUUCCGCUGCGCUGGCGGAUUUUACCAUGGCGGAUCAGCAAGCAAUUUGGGGGCCAAUUGGCAUGCUUAUUCUCGUGCUAGCACUCCGCUCAAUAUGAUGGAAACAAGGUUAUUUCACAAUCACAAAGUCAUCUGA
This is a messenger RNA of Colletotrichum lupini, 1749 nucleotides long. RefSeq lists its product as uncharacterized. The record is from RefSeq and is a predicted model, not a curated record. Bases 1 to 1749 code for a protein of 582 amino acids. The transcript has 7 exons. NCBI's taxonomy places the organism in Eukaryota, Fungi, Ascomycota, Sordariomycetes, Glomerellales, Glomerellaceae. Gene Ontology annotation, cellular component: cytoplasm. Gene Ontology annotation, molecular function: GTP binding; ATP hydrolysis activity.